Messenger RNA from Aspergillus welwitschiae, 1886 nucleotides. It is a transcript of the gene hosA, whose product is annotated as histone deacetylase HOS2. NCBI's taxonomy places the organism in Eukaryota, Fungi, Ascomycota, Eurotiomycetes, Eurotiales, Aspergillaceae. The coding region runs from base 122 to 1576 and encodes 484 amino acids. The transcript has a single exon. The record is from RefSeq and is a predicted model, not a curated record. Gene Ontology annotation, molecular function: histone deacetylase activity.
CGCCUCCACAUCCACUCUCCGCGCAUGCAAGCAUGAUCUGAACUGUGAAGCGCCUCUUCUUCGUAUCCGAUCGGACCUCCUCAACUACAUUUCCUCCCACAGCCCUCCGAUAUCGUUCCUCAUGGCCCGCUCUGCCAUUGUCCAAGAAUACGCCCCUCCGUCCUCCGCACCCACCUUCUCCGUCGACCGCAAAGUCACCCACGAGCGCCAACAAAAUGGCAUUUCUCGCCCCAAUGGAUAUCGCGUCUCCUGGCAUGCCAAUCCCGCCGUCGAACCACACCACUUUGGCCAGUCCCAUCCCAUGAAGCCAUGGCGUCUGACCCUCACAAAGCAGCUGGUCAUGGCCUACGGCAUGCACCAUGCGAUGGACCUCUACCUGGCGCGCGCAGCCACCUACGAAGAGCUGGCGGACUUCCACAAAUCAGACUAUCUCGAUUUCCUACAGCAAGUCGUUCCCGGCGAUAUGGAGAAUCCUGAACAAAGCGAGAACAUCGCGCGCUUCAACUUCGGUGACGAUUGCCCCAUCUUUGACGGCCUCUACAACUACUGCUCCCUCUACGCCGGCGGUACCAUCGACGCAGCCCGCAAGCUCUGCAACAACCAGUCGGAGAUCGCAGUCAACUGGUCCGGUGGUCUACAUCACGCCAAAAAGGCCGAAGCCAGCGGUUUCUGCUACAUCAACGACAUCGUCCUCGGCAUCCUGCAGCUCCUCCGCCUGCACCCGCGCGUCAUGUACAUCGACAUCGACGUCCACCACGGCGACGGCGUGGAACAAGCCUUCUGGUCCACUGACCGUGUCCUCACCGUCUCCUUCCACAAAUACGACAAGGACAACUUCUUCCCCGGCACCGGUGGCCUCGACAGCACGGGGCCCACCCAUCCCCUCAACCCGGGCGCCCACCACUCCGUCAACGUCCCCCUCCACGACGGCAUCGACGACGAAUCCUACAUCCAACUCUUCCGCGACGUCGUCGGCUCCUGCGUCGAAGUCUACCGACCGGGCGCCAUCGUCCUCCAAUGCGGUGCCGACUCCCUCGGCUGCGACCGUCUCGGCUGCUUCAACCUGAACGUCGCCGCCCACGGCGCCUGCGUCGCCUUCGUCAAAACUUUUAACCUCCCUCUCCUCGUCGUCGGUGGCGGUGGCUACACCCCACGCAACGUCUCCCGCGCCUGGGCUCACGAAACCUCCAUCCUCAUCGACGCCCAGGAUACCAUCGACCCUCACAUCCCCGAAACCGUCACCUUCCGCAACCACUUCGGCCCUGACUUCUCUCUCUUCCCGCCCCUCUCGGAAAUGCGCAAGCUCGAAAACAAGAACCCUCGCACUUAUCUCGCCGGCUUGCUCCAGUCCAUCCGCGAACAGCUUCGAUACAUCCAAGGUGCCCCGAGCGUGCAAAUGAGCUUCAUUCCUCCGGAUAUUCUCGGUCUUCGCGAAGACACGGAGAAGGAAAUCGAAGAAGAGACAGCCAUGAUGGAGGAGGAGCGCGAGGAACGAUCUGGUGGUGGUAGUUUAGGGAAAUCGAGUCGACGGAGGGAUUUGGAGAGAGGUGCUGGGCAGCGGGGGGAGCUUUUUUAAAACACCUCUUCCUCUUCAUGCCCACGUACACACUCUUUUCUUUAUUUAUUGUUGUGUCUGUCUCGCAUUUGAAUAUGUCUUUGGAGUUGGUGGGUUGGAAUCUAUUGGGCUGGAUGAUGGCGUUUUUUUCUACCUUGUCUAAAAUUCAUUUAAUUGCGUUGUUUAUACGUUUCUUCUUGGUGGAUGGUGGGCUUUGGUUGUGUGCUACUUAUAGAAAGUAUACACCUGUAUUAGAGGGGAGAAGGAGGAGGAGGAGUAGGUGGUGGUGGUGGUGUCAUGAUAUCCAUGUGUCUUGUAUGUUACAGGUGCU